AAAGUCCAAAUGAAGUUGAGUAUUCAAAUUUCAAGAGCUCGUGAUCAUCGUAGCCAUGGAGAUCAAAGGGCCAACACCAUCGUCCUCUAGCUUCCCAUCUAAAACUAAGUACAGAUAUGAUGUUUUCUUGAGUUUCAGAGGCGAAGAUACUCGUCAAUCCUUCACUGUGCUUCUAUAUGAUGCCUUGCGCAGGAGGGGAAUCAACACCUUCAUUGACGACAAGAAGCUUGGCAAAGGGAAACGAAUCUCACCUUCACUUCUUAAGGCCAUUGAUAGAUCCAGGAUUUCAAUUAUUGUCUUCUCUAGAAACUACGCCACUUCCACUUGGUGUUUGGAUGAACUGGCGCACAUCAUUCGAUGUAAGGAGAAGAACCAGAUGGUUAUGCCUAUCUUCUACAAGGUGGAUCCGUUGGAUGUUCAGUAUCAGAGGAAUAGCUUUGGGGAAGCCAUGGCUGCUCUUGAAGAUAGGUUCAGGCAUGACAUGGAUAAAGUGAGCAAAUGGAGGUUUGCUUUGUCUGAAGCUGCUAGUCUGUCAUCGGCAUGGCUUUUUCAAGAUGGGAUAAACCAGGGAAGGGGAGGCAGGUUCAGUCUCAAAUCAGCCAGGUCUAUAGCUGCAUAAAAGGGCAUGAGAUUUAAUUUCAACCUCAAGAAGCUUUUGGAGGCAUCU
This is a messenger RNA of Prosopis cineraria, 667 nucleotides long. Its product is annotated as disease resistance protein RUN1-like. The coding region runs from base 56 to 619 and encodes 187 amino acids. Lineage: Eukaryota; Viridiplantae; Streptophyta; Magnoliopsida; Fabales; Fabaceae. The transcript is spliced from 2 exons. Gene Ontology annotation, biological process: signal transduction. The record is from RefSeq and is a predicted model, not a curated record.